This is a messenger RNA of Rhipicephalus microplus (southern cattle tick), 4541 nucleotides long. Its product is annotated as dnaJ homolog subfamily C member 10. The record is from RefSeq and is a predicted model, not a curated record. Lineage: Eukaryota; Metazoa; Arthropoda; Arachnida; Ixodida; Ixodidae. Gene Ontology annotation, cellular component: endoplasmic reticulum lumen. Gene Ontology annotation, biological process: IRE1-mediated unfolded protein response. Gene Ontology annotation, molecular function: oxidoreductase activity, acting on a sulfur group of donors, disulfide as acceptor; protein-disulfide reductase activity; misfolded protein binding.
GGCGUCGCAAGAUACCUUCAGUCAGCCGAAUGCAGUCAAAGCACCGCGAACAACUUAUGUAAUAAUACUACAAUGACUCGCAGACAGAUCGGACAGAUGCAAAACAGCUGGCGAUGUAUAUAUCAGCAAAAUAUGAGCAACGCAAGGUCUACGCCAAGCCGCGCAAGCUGUGGCCCAGCCAUGCCAAUCCAGAUCGUUUUCGGGUCCCGUCCUUGGCGUCGAAUUGAAUCGUGGCAAUUACGUGGGCAUCAUUUGCUCUCCUAAAUUACGAAAGUGUGUCCAUAAAGGUGUUUCAGCGUUGGCAUCAGUUAUUUUGUGCCCAACAGUGUCAACUGGAUAUGGCAUUGAGCCGGCUACGAUAAGAGGCUUGUGUUCUGGUUGUCAGGCAUUUGUCUAGGCAAGCUACUGAGCGCCGGUUGUGCUCCGACGAACGCGUUAGGUGUUCAGUGUGCUAACGCCUUCUUGUGUGUGUUGUGGGAACUGUGACACGAUGAACAUUAACCAUUUUAACGCAAUGAAAACUACAACAGUGAUCUUUGUUAUCGUGCUAUUGCCGUGUACUUUGUGCGACGAUUAUUACAAACUCUUGGGCAUCGAACGAGACGCAGACAGCCGUGACAUUAGGCGAGCAUUCAAGAAACUAGCUCUGAAGUUUCAUCCCGAUAAGAACCAAGGUGACCCGGAAGCGCACGAUAAAUUCGUCAAGAUCAACAAGGCGUAUGAAGUGCUAAAGGACCCUGACGUUCGGAAGCGUUACGACACUUACGGAGAAGAAGGAUUGGACGGUGACCAAAGUGGGUGGGGACGGCAAUACCACAGCUGGAACUACUAUUACGAAAAGUUCGGCAUUUACGAUGAUGACCCCGAAGUGGUGACAUUGAGUAGAAAUGACUUUCAGAGCUCAGUAGUUGAAUCGGAGGACGUCUGGUUUGUUAACUACUAUUCUCCGCAAUGUUCGCACUGCCACCACCUUGCUCCCGCCUGGCGUCAGCUGGCAAGAAGUUUCGAAGGAGUUAUUCGGAUUGGCGCAGUAAAUUGCGAAGAAGAUUGGCAGUUGUGCAGACAGGAAGGCAUACACGCAUUCCCCUCACUGAUCUUCUAUCCAGAGAGGGAAAAGUACGCCGGUUCUAGAGACUUUGAUGAUUUGAAUGAUUUUGUGUUGCGUCGGCUUCCAGACCUUGACAUUGAUAUAUCAGAGACAGGCCUCCUGCAUGCAGAAGCCAGCUCAUUGCUCAGAUCAGUAGUAGUUGCUUCCUGUACUAGCACCGACAUGUGCUUAGCAAAUGAAGAGCUCAAGAAAUUGGCCGUUGCACUUAAUGGCCUUGCUUAUGUCUCCCUUCUUCAUUGUAGCAAAGAGGCAGCACUGUGUAAGAAGUUAGGAAUCAGUGAUGGAGUAUACUUUUUUGAAGCAGCAACUAGCGAGCUUAAAAAGCCUCGAGAAUUAGAGGGGAGUGAUGCCUCUGAAUUGCGAAAAGCUGUUCUGAAAGAGCUUCCUAGUUUUGAGCCAAUAACAUCGGAGCUCUUCAAUGGCCUGAUUCAGCAGCUAGAUGGCAGUGAUGAGUCAGAACCAUGGCUUCUACAUUUCUUUAAAAGCAAACAGCUUGAUACUGCUGCACAGCUAGAGCUAAAACAUAUAAGAGGUUACAUUCAGUCUGUGCGUCUGGGCUCUGUUGACUGCAGCCAAGAGAUAGAUGUUUGCGUUCAAUUUUCAGUUACAAAAUCCCCUGUCUUCAUCCUCCUGAGAUCUAGUGGUGAAUAUGAAGUAUAUCAUGGUCGUGUUAAUGCACGAGAUUUGGCUUCCUUUGCAAAGGAAAGUGCAGGGAGUCGUUUGCAGGCUUUAACUAUUGCAACCUUUGAGAGAAAGGUGCUGAAGGGCAGAACUACAUGGUUGGUUGAUUUUUUUGCACCUUGGUGUCCACCAUGCAUGCGAACACUUCCUGAACUGCGAAAGGUAUCUCGUUCUUUUGAAGACACGAUGUUUGGUGUUGUUGAUUGCACUUCAGAUGCUUCACUCUGCCAAAGCAAUGGGGUCAGUUCGUAUCCGAGCCUUGUUUUAUUUCAUAACGGUUCAACAACAUCUCUGAGUGGCUACAGGACUGCUGCAGAAAUCAAGGAAUUCAUUGAAAUAUCACUUGACCCAAAAGUGAUAAAGCUCAGCCCUGAAACAUUCAAAGAGCUGGUAGAAAGCAAAAGUGAAAAUGAUGUUUGGGCUAUAGAUUUUUUUGCUCCUUGGUGUGGACAUUGUAAGAAAUUGGCACCUGAGUGGAACAAAUUUGCCAAGGUAGUGGCUAAUGAGGUGAACAUAAAUGUUGGCCAACUUGACUGUGAUGCCCACAGACAGUUCUGUGCUGAACAUGGUGUGCGCUCCUAUCCCCAUCUUCGUAUCUAUCCUCGUGGACAGUUCAGCAGUCGUCAUUACUCGACAUUCAAUGGCUGGUCGAGAGAUGCAGCGUCUUUCAGGGACUGGGCAAUGCAUUUCCUUCCUAGCAGUGUUGAAGAACUCGAUCAUCAUGGUUUCUACAAGGAUGUUCUUGGCGACACUACACCGUGGCUUGUAGACUUCUAUGCUCCAUGGUGUGGCCACUGUGUGUCAUUCAGGCCUGUGUUUGAAUCGGUCGCAAAAAAGUUUGAAGGCAGAGUAAAAUUUGGUGCUGUAAACUGCGAGGAGCACUGGCAUGCUUGUGACGCAGCACAAGUACACCGUUAUCCUACGGUUAUGUUCUUUGUUGGUAGGACUACUAAGAUUCAAUCUGCUGUUGGUAACGUAAUUCACAAUCAUAGAGAGGCCGACUUAGUAAACACAUUAGAGUUAUUUCUAAAACAAAAACUGAGGUCUAAAAGAAUUGAUGACGAGCUGUAAAAUGAAGCCUAUUGUUUAACAUCUGGAAGGAGGGUAUGUGUACUUUAUGGUCAUGUACAUAAUUUUACUGCUGUGAAAAAACCUUCUCUACAAGGUUUUCCCUUUGCUGCACUCCAAGAAAGCAGCAUGUGUUUCAGAUGUUUUUACUAAUUGAUCAUGUUUGGAUUUUGCCUAGUCAUUUUUAAAGCACGUUGUGCAAGGAAAGGCAAAGCAGUGAUAUUUCAUAUUUCUGCCUAAGUGCCAGAAGAACAGUGGAAAACUUUAUUCUAAGGCUGCACAAGCAACUGGAUAAAAUGUGCAAUUCACAACUUUUCAUACAGAUGUGUCCAUGUUCACAAAUGCAAAACAGUUUUACUAGUUUCGUGCAGUGGUGGUGACAAGAAGAAAGUCACAAGCAUUAAAUUCAUGUAAAUUUGACCGUCUGCUUAACCUUUGUGCCUCUAUUUUACUUCAUUUUACAGUAAUUUUAAUGAAGGCACUGCCAUCACAAAAACUUUGACAUUCUGUGUUUCAUUACCAUUGGAAUAGGAGCUUUCCCAUUCUAAUAUUUGGAGUUCACAAUUGACCAUGUUCUGAGCAGGCAGUCAGUUUUGUUUUGUUAAAAGAAAAAGACAUCACUGGCUUCAUUAUGGAAUGAGAUUUCAUUGUUCUGUUGUAUGUAAUAACCACAAGCCACACAAGUUGUUAUUCCGCUGCCUCAAAAGAGUGUUAUCAAAACAAUCUAAAAUAGGUAUUGCUUCCUUUUAUAGAUUAAAUGUUUGAUUAAAGAUUUGAGUAAAAACCAGCAGUAAUCUUGUGACUCAUUAGAUAAUGAUGGAGUUGGGAAACUCAGAAGCAUACUUUAAAUGAUUUGACUAUAACAUUCUGAUCAAAUGUCACCAAACUCUGCUCAUUCCCAUCAUAUUAAAGAAAGCAUGCCAGUGUCUAUAUGAUGUCAUAUGUACAUUUUUAAUAGAAUCUUACAAGUUUGGAAUGCAUUUACUUAGUAAGGGUUAAUUUCACACUUUCAAUAGUAAUUACCACAAGAGUUUAGAAACAAGAGCUGUGACGAAAAUUGCACUACAGCACAACAUAAAAAGUGCAUUCUGCAAUUGUGUAGUUACUGAAAAAUAUCAUUUAGCUUAGCCUUCUCGAUAGUGGCAGACAUUGACACAUACAUGUCAAUGGGAGGGAAUUCUUGCCAUAAAUGUUACUGUACUUUUUGCAUGAGGUCAUAAAUAUGCUCUCAUCUUGUUUUCAAGUCACCUGCUCGUGUGGUCAACUAUUUUCCUUAUUCCAACACUGAGAUUUUGUUUGUGUAUGUGGUGUGCAGCCAAGGUAAUUGUUUCUUGAAGCACAAAGGGAUCAAUGGCGGGCACAUCAUUACUUUCUAGAUGGAGCCUCCAACAUUCUUGCCUUGUCACAGACUAUACAGACCACCGUUCUUGCCAGUUUCAUGUUGCGUAUAGUCUCAGCUUUAUAUGUAAACAUUCUGUGCAGAUGCAAUUUUGUGCAUUUUGUAUGCAUUACUUUACGUGACUGCAGAGCUGCUGUUUCUCUGCAGGUUUACACUGAUACUCACAAUAAUUUUACACUAAUAUUUUUUUGUGUAUCCUGUGUACACAUUCUUUUGCAUUUGUAACAGCCAGCGUGUGGACUGGAGAAGAAGACCGUAGAUGGGAAUAAAUUUUUGUCCUCAGUU